Eremomyces bilateralis CBS 781.70 is the source of this 2285-nucleotide messenger RNA. RefSeq lists its product as uncharacterized. Bases 94 to 2001 code for a protein of 635 amino acids. The transcript has 5 exons. The record is from RefSeq and is a predicted model, not a curated record. NCBI's taxonomy places the organism in Eukaryota, Fungi, Ascomycota, Dothideomycetes, Eremomycetales, Eremomycetaceae.
UGCACCUGAACAUCACCACCUUGAAUUCCCACAUCCACCUUCCUCCCAAGUCACAAUAGAACCACGCUGUCACCUCCACAUGCAAAUUUCACCAUGGACGACUCUUCUUCACUUUCCUCCUUGUCCUCAGCACCGCCGACAGAUGAUGAGCGGAUGGAGUUGGAGAAAAUCGGCGCCAACAUGUCUUCCGGUCGUCCUAAGCCCGGUUCCAUCAUGAAAGAGCCGUCUUCGAGUCCUCCUCCGAAGAGGAAGAGACCUGCCUCUCCUCCUCAUGAAGAGGUCCUUGCUGAUAAUCCAGACAUUGCAUUCCUCGUGAUGUUCAGAAACCGCUUCUCGGAAGCUUUCCCUGCGAAGACAGCCCAUCUGGGACCUCAAGAUAUCGAGCGUGGAGUUGUCGAUUCGUACCCGUCCCCACAGGUCGAGAAUCUCCUUUGCGCCCUGCUCGGUCUCGUCUUGAACCGGAAGAAGCUGAUAGAACGCGCUCAUUAUGGCCGAGCUCUCGAAGACGCGAUCUCCUUCCACAAGAAUGAAUGGCCUCGAGCCUGGGGCGGCGUCAACCCGCUCUCGGGCGGGAAGUCAUUCAAUUCCAUGGCUCCAGCGGAACGGCUCACCCUCCUCCGAACCCUCGUGCUCUGGGCCCUCCACAGCUCCGAAGUCGUGUCGAAGACGGUCAAGGACUCCUACAAGCAGAAUCGGCACGAAGACGACCUCAACCAACCGCUGUCGGUGCAGCCAUGGGGCCGUGAUGGGGACAAGAGGCAGUACUGGCUGGUCGAAGGCCAAGACGACACCCCGUUCCGACUAUAUCGCGAAGGCAAUCGGAACCUGAAGAAUAUUACGUGGUGGAACGUCGCAGGAACAAUCGAUGAACUGCGAGAAGUGAGCGCCAGGCUACAGCAGGAUGGCGCACAAGCCAGUCGACGGCUUGCGGACAAGAUCCUGGCCGCCAUCCCCAGAUUCGAGGCAACAGAAGAGAAACGCAAACGUCGUGAAUACCGAUUGUCGCGCAAGGCGCAGUUCUCCCGUCCAGAGCCUGGCUUCUCCCUAUAUGAAGGUCGGACACGCGGCAAGCGCAUGAAGUACACCUUCUCCGACGACGAGGACGACACAUCCGACGCAUUGUCGGUUCGUCGAUCGACUCGCACUUCCGGCGUUGCCAUGCCCGCCGAGUCCAGCAGGCCGACGGUGACCGCCAGUGGACGUCAAGUCCGGUCACGCCUUGGUGGGCUCUACGGCGAGACAUUGCUUACUGGGCAAGCCGCAGCGGCUGACUCCCCAAUGAAUGGGUCCUACGAUCAGUCCGAAGCGUCCGAAACUGCUCCGCCGACACGUUCAGGUGCUCGCCCUACGCGGUCUGGAGGACGCACGGCGAACGGGUGGGCAAAAGGCGAUGCUCACAUCGAGGAUUACAAUUCUGAUGAGAUGGACGAUGAAGACGACGAUGUAUCCUCUGGGAACGAGUGGGAUGGCGACGAUGACGCAGACGACCAGAUGGACGACGGUGACGCGACUGAUGGCUCGAUGUCGGAUGGCGAUCUGGAGUCCGAUCCGGAGCGUGAAGGGCCGAGGAGCUUGAUUGUCAAACUUCCGUACAAGAAAGCGACACCCACCGCAGAUGCGGAUGGCACAGUGUCUGACAUGAAGGCCGAGAAACCACGGGACUCCCUCCCUCCUGCUAUCCCGCAGCAGCGCUCUCCUGUGAAGGUCGAAGCAGUUAAUGGCAACGGCGUUACCCCCGUCACGAAUGGGCUCUCAGCCAGCCAAGCUGUACAGCCGCAGCAUCAAGUCUCCGAUAUACCGUCCAAACCGUCGAUGGAACCGCAAGCAAGCCCUGCACCGACGCCAUCGGGUAUCAGUGACCAUCCGAAGCUGUCCGCUCUCAGUCCCCCCGAUCACAACUACACUCUCCCAACCCGAUCACCCGAACGACCUCAAUCUGCUUCGAUCUAUAAAUCAAGACCAGCGGGAGGAAUUCCCGUCCCCAAUCUUACCUCUUCUUAAGUUCGAUAAAAGGCGGCACGGCUCGGUCGUCGAAAAGUUCUAUCUUAAGAGGACCAACAAACGUCGAGGAAGGUACGCCCAGAUGCGAUAGCCUUCAUGGGUUCAUUCCACUCAGUUUCUACAAGGUCUGCUUAAUGGGAUAUCAUGAUGGCAAAUGGACAGUGUUUGGUUCAUUCAAUUGCCUUGGGUGGGGGGAUGAUGAAGACGUGAAUAUGAUCAUGGGAUAACAAACUGUAGAGUAGGCGAUAGUGCAGCAGUUCAAUCCACCAAAAUAUGGUGACCCG